AUGCGAACAAUAGCGAGUAUUGCCCAAGAGCACUUUGGGGUCUCUACAUAUGAAGAGGCAUUUGAUUUUGUGCUUAAUGCUACGCAAGAGAGAGAACCUCCCCGAACUACACCGUUCCAUUUAUCAGUUCCAUAUGUUGCAGACAAUUGCCCGGAGCUACCUUCAGAGGAUGAGAUUCGGAAGGCCAAAACUGAAAACGUCCUUCACAAUAGAAUGAGCAUGAAUGAAGCUUUCCGAGUUCGGGACCAAGUUUAUAAGAUUGGCGCAGAACCAGACAUUAUCGAGGAAGCAGAGAAUCUCAUCUAUCUUGCAGAAAAUUCUCGCGUCCGAGUGCCCAAGGUGUACAGGGUGUACCCUGGGCGUCCAGGCGUUCCUUUCCCUGAGGCUACUCUGGUUAUGGAAUACAUACCAGGGUUCCAGCUCACGGUUAACGAUUGGAUGGGUUUUACUGAAGAAGAGCGUACAACACUCUGUGCCAGGGUACGCGAGCAGUUCCGCCUACUGCGGUCUAUUCCAUCUGAGGGAUACUAUGGCCGAGUUCAUCGCCAAGCCUUUGGCUGUAGCAUGGGCAUGUUUCGCACGAACUAUAAACAGUCUUGCGGCCCAUACAAAACUUACGAAGAAUUUACUUCAGCUGUAAUCCGUGCUGCUGAAGCAAAUGCUUUAGUUAGUCGUCUCCAAGAAGGCGGAUUUCUUUCUGAGGACCAAGACACUGUGGUAUCUGAGUACAAGCAAGCCUUGGAAAUAUCUACUGACCGGAAGCCUGUCUUUACUCAUGUGGAUCCUGCCCUAAAGAAUAUCAUCUUCCGCCGUAUUCCAACGACACAAGGCCAUCCUCCAGACUGGGAAGUAACUUUAAUUGAUUGGGCUGGUGCUGGGUGGUUCCCACCGUGGGUACAGGGCGCCUCGUUCAGACAACGUUUCGCCUUCACGGACGCCACUUUAAAGUUCUACGCUGAUAUUACUAAAGAAUUUGAGGACAAAGCCUAUGGUGAGAUGGAAUGCGGAGCAGAUCUGGUGCGCCUUUCCUCCAAGGCUUGGAAUCGUAUCUACUAA
Bipolaris victoriae FI3 is the source of this 1056-nucleotide messenger RNA. RefSeq lists its product as hypothetical. The coding region runs from base 1 to 1056 and encodes 351 amino acids. The record is from RefSeq and is a predicted model, not a curated record. The transcript is spliced from 2 exons. NCBI's taxonomy places the organism in Eukaryota, Fungi, Ascomycota, Dothideomycetes, Pleosporales, Pleosporaceae.